This is a messenger RNA of Cannabis sativa, 1025 nucleotides long. RefSeq lists its product as uncharacterized. The record is from RefSeq and is a predicted model, not a curated record. The transcript has 9 exons. NCBI's taxonomy places the organism in Eukaryota, Viridiplantae, Streptophyta, Magnoliopsida, Rosales, Cannabaceae. Bases 98 to 850 code for a protein of 250 amino acids.
UUUAUUAUCACUCUCUCAAUUUCAUUCUCAUUCUUCAUUUUUCUUUCUUUCUUUCUUUCUUCUAAUUCAAUUCAAUUCUCUCUAAUUUUCUCUAAAAAUGGGGAAUUUAAAGGCCAUUAGCUUAAAAUUUCUGUUCGCUACCACAGGUUUAGCCAUGUUCAUCACUCUAAUUUACACCAUAAUCGUUACACCAAUUUCAGACAUAACAGUUUCCCAGUGGCUUGUGACAACUUGGAUUGAUUUCUUCAUAAACGUAGCUGUUUUAUCGAGUUGGAUCUAUUACAAGGAAUCUACCAAGUUUAGAGCUAUACUUUGGAUCAUUUUCGUUGCAGCUUUGGGCUACCCUGUUUUAAGUACCUAUAUUCUUAUUCAACUAUUCAAGCUCUCACCUCAAGAAGCUAAUACAGAUCCUAUUUAUCAUGUCUUGUUGCGCCAUUCUAACAAGAACGAUGUAGAAACGAAGGCGAAACACUCUGUUGUUACUGCAAGAGUAUUUUUCAGUGCUUUAGGAUGUGUAAUGCUUGGAGCUUUGAUUUACACUUUGUUGACUGAUGGUUCUCCCUUUCGCAAAGAACUUCUAGAUUCAGUCAUGGUAGCAACACUGAUCGAUUUCUACUGUCUUGUUCUUGCUCUAUCAGUUUGGAUUGCUUACAAAGAAUCAUGCUUGAUUUGUGCAGUCAUUUGGAUAGUUUUAUUGAUAUGUUUUGGAAGCAUUGCAACAUGUGCUUAUGUUGUACUACAACUGUUUCAGUUAACAUCUCAAGAUCCACUCUACCUUGUUCUUAUAAAACAUGUUGACAGGCAAGUACAUAAGGAAGAAAGAAAGUAUGGAAUACCUUUGAACAUCUAACAGUGCAACAGAAGAUAUAUAUAGUAAGGUCCAUACAUUAUUAUUAACUGUUGUUGUUGUUUAUUUAUUUUAAUUUAAGUCCUCCUUGUUGUUGUUCUUAAUUUUAUUUUCUAAAUGUGACCAUUUUCAAUAAUAAUAAUAAUAAUACAAAAACAUUACUACAAAGUUUCAGUAA